GUGGGUCAGAGCAUGCGCAGUGCGGGGAGGAGCACUUUUGGACGGGUAGCAGAACACCAGUCUAAAAACUGAGGGUUUUACAGCUGUGUGGGAGAAACUUAAGGCUCAUGAAUAUUCAAACAUUACAUUCAGCCCUGUGAUAUGAUUGGCUGACAGUAGGGAAUAACGUACAAUAGCUCCGCCUUAGAAGGAGACAGGUGAGACGCAGGUGAAGGAGAAAGUCCAGUCUCCUUCUUCAGAAGAGGACAGAAGUCCGUAUUCACUCGGGGUCGGUGUCGGCAGUGUUCAGCUGUGUGUGAAUGAAGAAGAGUAAAUGAUGGAUCUUCAGAACUCCAGCAGUGGAGGAGGACCUCCUGUCCUAAAGGAGAAGAGAGCAGCAUCUCCAGCCCCCAGUGGAGUGUCUAUGAAGAGUGACGGGUCCAUGAGGAGUCCUCUAAAGUUCAGCAGUGGAGGAGGAAGCUCUGGGUCUCGAACUGAAACCCAGAGAGGAGCUUCUCCAGAACCCAGCUGUGUUUCUAUGAAGAGUGACGCGUCUAUGGGGAAUCGUCCUACUUUCAGCAGUGAAGAUAUGAGAUCUGAUAAGAAGAAAAUAAAGAGUUACAGGAAAAAACUGGACCACAUAUUUAAGAAGCUGCAGGAGAAGUUUAUCUCUCUAGUGAAGAAUGAGCUGAACACAUUUAAGAAGCUCCUGAGUCCAGAUUACCCAGCAUGCACUGAGGGAGAGGUGGAUGAAGAUCAGAAGAAGGGGGUGCUGAAGGUCACACUGCACAUCCUGAGGAGCAUGAAUGAGACAGACCUCGCCAACACACUCGAGAGCAAAUUGGCCCCAGCAUGCCAACGAAAGCUCAAAUCCAAGCUGAGAGAUAAAUAUCAGAUACUUAAUGAAGGAAUAUCGGGACAUGUAAAGUCAGCACUUCUGAAUGAGAGCUACACAGAGCUCUACAUCACAGAGGGAGAUGGAGGAGAUGUCAAUCAGGAACAUGAGGUAAAACAGAUUGAAGCUGCAUUCAGGAAAAGGACAACAGAGGAAAGACCAAUCAAAUGCAAUGACAUCUUUAAACCAUUACCAGAACAGAACCGACCCAUCAGAACAGUUCUGACUAAAGGAGUUGCUGGAAUUGGAAAAACAGUCUCUGUGCAGAAGUUCAUUCUGGACUGGGCUGAAGGAAAAGUAAAUCAGGACAUUCUCUUCAUAUUUCCACUUCCUUUUAGAGAGCUGAAUCUGAUGAAGGAGAAGAAGCUCAGUCUGGUGAAUCUUCUUCAGAGCUUUUUCCCAGAAACACAAGAUUUAAAACCAAGACAUUAUAAGAGCUACAAGAUCAUGUUCAUUUUUGAUGGUCUGGAUGAGUGUCGACUUCCUCUGGAUUUCCAUAACAAUGAGAACUUGGUGAAUAUAGAAGAGCAAACCUCAGUGGAUGUUCUGGUGACGAACCUCAUCAAGGGGAAUCUGCUUCCCUCUGCUCUCCUCUGGAUCACCUCUCGACCAGCAGCGGCCAAUCAGAUCCCUCCUGAGUGUGUUGAUCAGGUAACAGAAGUGCGGGGUUUCAGUGACCCUCAGAAACAGGAGUACUUCAGUAAGAGGAUCAGUGAUCAGGACCUGGCCAACAAAGUCUUCACACACAUCAGGUCUUCAAGAAGCCUCUACAUCAUGUGCCACAUACCAGUCUUCUGCUGGAUUACAGCCACUGUUCUAGAGAGAAUGCUGAGUGAAGCUGAGAGUGGAGAAAUUCCCAAAACCCUGACGCAGAUGUUCACACACUUCCUGAUCUUUCAGAUCAAACACAAGGACCAGAAGUACAGUGGGAAAAGUGAAACUGAUCCUCAGCAGACUAGAACAAGUAUCCUGGCUCUGGGGAAACUGGCGUUCCAGCAGCUGGAGAAAGGAAACCUGAUCUUCUAUGAGGAAGAUCUAAGAGAGAGUGGCAUUGAUUGUAGAGAAGUGUCUGUGUACUCAGGAGUGUGUACCCAGAUCUUCAGGGAGGAACAUGAGCUGCACCUGGGGAAGGUCUUCAGCUUUGUACAUCUGAGCGUUCAGGAGUUUCUUGCUGCUUUAUAUGCAUUUCUCAACAGAAAAAUCCCAAAAGAACAAUCCACUGAACAACAAACCAGUAAACUCUUCAAGUUUUUCAGUAAGUCAACAAUGACUGACUUCCUCAGCAGUGCCAUAGACAGAGCCUUACAGAGUGAGAGUGGACACCUGGACCUGUUCCUUCGUUUCCUUCUGGGUCUCUCACUGGAGUCUAAUCAGACUCUAUUAGGAGUGUUGCUGACCCCAACAGAGAGGAUCUAUCACAGCAAUGAGGAAACAGUCCAAUACAUCAAGGAGAGGAUUGAGGAGAACUCAUCUCCCGAGAAAUCCAUCAAUCUGUUCCACUGUCUGAAUGAACUGAAUGAUCAUACUCUAGUGCAGGAAGUGCAGAAAUACCUGAGUGGAGGUGGUGAGCAUCGUCUUCACCAGGCCAGCCUCUCUCCUGCUCAGUGGUCAGCUCUGGCAUUUGUGUUGGUGAACUCAGAAGAAGAGCUGGAGGAGUUUAACCUCAGUAAAUAUCAUCCAUCAGAAGAGUGUCUUCUGAGGCUGCUGCCAGUAGUUAAAAUAUCCAGAAGAGCCAUACUAGCUUCAUGUGACCUUAGAGUAAAGACGUGUGAAAAUCUGGAAUCAGUUUUAAACCUAGAAAACUCCUCCCUGAAAGAGCUGGACCUCAGUAACAACGACCUGCAGGAUUCAGGAGUGGAGCUGCUCUCUGCUGGACUGAAGAGUUCACAAUGUAAACUGCAGAUUCUCAGAUUAGCUUUGUGUAAUAUAGGAAGAAAGACGUGUGAAAAUCUGGAAUCAGUUUUAAACCUGGAAAACUCCUCCCUGAAAGAGCUGGACCUCAGUAACAACGACCUGCAGGAUUCAGGAGUGGAGCUGCUCUCUGCUGGACUGAAGAGUUCACAAUGUAAACUGCAGAUUCUCAGACUAGCUUCAUGUAAUCUUGGAGUAAAGACGUGUGAAAAUCUGGAAUCAGUUUUAAACCUGGAAAACUCCUCCCUGAAAGAGCUGGACCUCAGUAACAACGACCUGCAGGAUUCAGGAGUGGAGCUGCUCUCUGCUGGACUGAAGAGUUCACAAUGUAAACUGCAGAUUCUCAGACUAGCUUCAUGUAAUCUUGGAGUAAAGACGUGUGAAAAUCUGGAAUCAGUUUUAAACCUGGAAAACUCCUCCCUGAAAGAGCUGGACCUCAGUAACAACGACCUGCAGGAUUCAGGAGUGGAGCUGCUCUCUGCUGGACUGAAGAGUUCACAAUGUAAACUGCAGAUUCUCAGACUAGCUUCAUGUAAUCUUGGAGUAAAGACGUGUGAAAAUCUGGAAUCAGUUUUAAACCUGGAAAACUCCUCCCUUAAAGAGCUGGACCUCAGUAACAACGACCUGCAGGAUUCAGGAGUGGAGCUGCUCUCUGCUGGACUGAAGAGUUCACAAUGUAAACUGCAGAUUCUCAGAUUAGCUUUGUGUAAUAUAGGAAGAAAGACGUGUGAAAAUCUGGAAUCAGUUUUAAACGUGGAAAACUCCUCCCUGAAAGAGCUGGACCUCAGUAACAAUGACCUGCAGGAUUCAGGAGUGGAGCUGCUCUCUGCUGGACUGGAGAGUUCACAAUGUAAACUGCAGAUUCUCAGAUUAUCUGGUUGUAUGAUCACAGAGAAAGGCUGUUGUUCUCUGGCUUCAGCUCUAAUUGCGAACCCCUCCCACCUGAAAGAGCUGGAUCUGACCUACAACCACCCAGGAGAGUCCGGAGUGAAGCUGCUUUCUGACAGACUGGAGGAUCCACACUGCAAACUGGAGAAACUCGAAGUGGAACAUGGAGGGAAGAUCCGAAUCAAACCUGGAUUAAAAAAAUACGGCUGUGAUUUCACUCUGGAUCUGAACACAGCGCAGUGUAAUCUCUCUCUGAGUGAGGAGAACAGGAGGGUGGAGGGUAGAGAGGAGCUGCAGUCGUAUCCUGAUCAUCCAGAGAGAUUUGAUUGGUAUCCGCAGGUUCUGAGUAGAGAGAGAGUUACUGGUGUUACUGGACGCUGUUACUGGGAGGCUGAGUGGAGCGGAGGAGGAGGAGGAGAAGCUGAAGUAGCUCUGAGUUAUAAAACCAUCAGCAGGAAAGGAUCAGGAUUAGACUGUUGGUUUGGAGGAAAUAUAAACUCCUGGAGUCUGAUCUGCUCUGAUAACAGUUACUCUGUUCAUCACAAUAAUAACAGCACUGAACUCUCUACUCCUCCCUCCGGCUGUAGGAGAGUAGGAGUGUAUGUGGACUGUCCCUCCGGCACUCUGUCCUUCUACAGAGUCUCCUCUGAUACACCCUCACACACACACACACCCUCACACACUUACACACACUUACACACAUUCUACACCACCUUCACUCAGCCCCUCUAUGCAGGGUUUUGGGUUGGUUAUGGCUCCUCAGUGCGUCUGUGUAAGAUAGAAUAACCCUGUGUGUAACAGAGAUUCGAUGUGUGUGUGUGUGUGUGUGUGUGUAGGAGGGAAAAUGUGUGUAUAAAUAUAACUUUGUUAAUAUUUUAUACAGAUGAUUUUGUAUUUUUUUCCAGAACUUUUAUUUUAAUUACUGUUAUCUUUAUUCACUACUGUUAUCACUUAUUCUGUACUUAUUGAUAAUUAUUGUUUUAUUUUAUUGUAAAUUAGGUUCAUAUUAAUAAAGCUAAAUAAAUGAAGAAAGGUG
This is a messenger RNA of Astyanax mexicanus (Mexican tetra), 4709 nucleotides long. RefSeq names its product NACHT, LRR and PYD domains-containing protein 12. The transcript has 16 exons. Gene Ontology annotation, molecular function: protein binding. The coding region runs from base 314 to 4459 and encodes 1381 amino acids. The record is from RefSeq and is a predicted model, not a curated record. NCBI's taxonomy places the organism in Eukaryota, Metazoa, Chordata, Actinopteri, Characiformes, Acestrorhamphidae.